Messenger RNA from Fulmarus glacialis (Northern fulmar), 370 nucleotides. Its product is annotated as caspase activity and apoptosis inhibitor 1-like. The transcript has a single exon. The annotation marks the transcript as partial. Lineage: Eukaryota; Metazoa; Chordata; Aves; Procellariiformes; Procellariidae. The record is from RefSeq and is a predicted model, not a curated record.
GCAAGGGAGAAGAUAGUGAUGUCCUCAGCAUAAAUGCAGAUGCAUAUGAUAGUGACAUAGAAGGCCCAUGCAAUGAAGAAGAUGGCCCAGAUGUGCAAGAAAACACUGUCAGAAGUGGAGCUGGUCAGAUAGAUGACCUUCAGAAGGACAUUGAGAAAAGCGUGAAUGAGAUUCUGGGGUUGGCAGAGUCGAGCCCAAAGGACCCCAAAGCAGCAACCUUAGCCGUUCCUCCGUCAGAAGAUGUUCAGCCAUCAGCACAGCAGCUGGAGCUUCUGGAGCUCGAGAUGAGGGCCAGAGCUAUUAAGGCUCUGAUGAAAGCUGGUGAUGUAAAAAAACAGCCCUGAGAUUGUUUAGAUUUAAUUUUCAGUAU